Molecule: messenger RNA, 1164 nt
Organism: Wallemia mellicola CBS 633.66
Lineage: Eukaryota; Fungi; Basidiomycota; Wallemiomycetes; Wallemiales; Wallemiaceae
Product: alpha/beta-hydrolase
Exons: 4
Coding region: 1-1149 (382 amino acids)
Cellular component (GO): membrane
Molecular function (GO): lipase activity
Source: RefSeq, a predicted model, not a curated record
AUGAGGGUUAGCCCAAGUAGAAUGUUCCUCAAAACGCUCUCAGACAUACUAGCGCCACCAUUUCAGAGUCUUGGUCUAUUCAAGCCACAGGAUCCUACAUUCGGACGCUAUCUUCUCCCCCCGUCACAUACCUAUGAAGUAAGCCAUAGUGAUCUCUACAAGGAUGUAAAAACGACGAGAAGAAGACUCUACAUCACUAGAAAUGGUCACGCGAUCGGCGACUCUCAUGCGAUAAAUCUUCAUGAGCGUGAACUACUUGAAGCAGAGCAUGAUAACUGGGUUACAUUUCAAACAUUUGAGAAAACGGGCCGACAGCCAAAUGACGUCGACGCAGAUUUAUUACUGAUUCACGGAUAUGCAGAUUAUGGUGGUAAAUGGGUAGCUAACGCUAGAAAAUUCAUUGCUAGAGGUUAUCGUGUUAUCGCUAUCGAUCUACCCGGACACGGACGGUCUUCUGGUCUUCACGUUUUUGUGCCUUCUUGCAACGUUCUUACACAAGCUAUCGCGUCAGUUAUGAAAGAUGUCCAUCCACCAAAUAAGCAAGUCUUCGUAAUGGGACAUUCGCUAGGCGGAUUCUUGGCAAUUAGCUAUGCAUUACAAUACCCAGCUGCUGAAGUGUUAACUAGUCAGGAUAGACCUAAACUUUCAGGUGUAUAUGCUCUCUCACCAAUGCUUGGUAUAUCGCCUGAAGUGCGACCACCUUGGAUAAUUGAGACUAUUGCACGUACUCUCGCUUCAUUUAUCGGACACCUUCCUUUCAUAAAGUCGGACGGAACACUCAAGACAGAUGAUCAGCGGAUUAUCAAGGAAACCCUGAGUGAUAUUCGUGUAUACCAAGGUGCAUUGCGUAUUGGAACAGGUUUGGCUUUUUUGACUGGUAUUGAGAAUAUAAACAAAGACGUCGGGAAAUUGAAUGUCCCGUUGCGUAUAUGUCACGGCGACGCUGAUAGGGUUACACUCUGUGACGCUUCUGUAAACUUCAUAGGCCGGACUGACAACAGUAAAGGUGACAAAAGUCUCAAAAUAAUGGAAGGUGUCAAUCACGUCAUGUUGGCAGACAAGCCAACUGCAUUGAGCGACACAGUUGUUAAAGAUGCAUUAAGCUGGAUGGACAAAUAUAAUGGCAGUCCAGCUAAAAAGAUAGACUGAUAGAAUGUAGAUUUU